GAUUAUCGUUACAUCCUGAUAUAAAGAGCACAAAAUGGUGAACGACUCUAACGGCAAUUUACCUCCGCCACAAGAAUUGGAAUCAUUUUUACCUCAAGAUGAUAAGAAUGAAAAAGUCCUAAGGACGUACAACUUGAGGAAGGAGAAAGAUGCAGAAUCAGGAGAUUAUGAUCCAUUCUCAGAAAGGAAUUUGGAAAAUCCGACUUCAAACAUGGAUACUUUGACUCAUUUGCUGAAGGCUUCUCUUGGUACUGGAAUUCUGGCCAUGCCUAAGGCUUUCAAGUGCGUGGGUAUAGUUUCUGGCGUUUUCUUCACCAUCCUGGUCGCAGUCGUUUGCACACACUGUGCUUACGUUCUUAUAAAAUGCGCACACGUGCUUUACAAGAAGACGCGAAAACCAGCUAUGAGCUUCCCGGAAGUUGCAGAAGCAGCUCUUGACAAUGGACCUAUCGGUCUCAGAAAAUGGUCGAAUACAUUUAGAGUUUUCAUCAUCAUAAGUCUGUUUAUGACUUACUUUGGCACCUGCUCUGUUUACACCGUCAUUAUUGCCAAAAAUAUUAUGCAGGUCGUUCUCCACUACAUGGAAGAUCAGAAAAACGUGCUUGGAAUACGAAUAUUUAUUAUUAUACUUCUCAUUCCUCUAAUAUUCAUGGUUUGGAUUAAAAAUCUCAAAUAUUUGGCUCCUGUUUCAAUGAUAGCCAAUCUGUUUAUGGGUCUUGGCCUCGGAAUAACUUUUUACUUCCUUGUCGGAACCGAUGGACUUGAUUUCAACAAAGUUGUUCCCAUUAAACCGCCUAAUGAAUGGCCAGAAUUCUUUUCAUUAACUAUAUUUGCCAUGGAAGCCAUCGGUGUAGUCAUGCCCCUAGAAAAUUCUAUGAAGACCCCGCGUUCAAUGCUUGGUUUUUGUGGAGUGUUGAAUAAGGGAAUGUCAGGAGUAACUCUUGUCUAUAUUCUGCUGGGUUUCCUUGGAUAUUUACGAUAUGGAGAUGCCGUCGAGGAUUCUAUUACUCUGAACUUAGAACCCCAGCUCGGAGAUCCGAAAGUAUAUGAAGUGCUUGCACAAAUUGUUAAAGUCGCCAUCGCCAUCGCUGUGUACUGCACGUUUGGUCUUCAAUUCUUCGUGUGUAUUGAGAUUAUGUGGAACAGUAUUAAGGAUAAGUUUACAAAGAGACCCGACCUUGCCGACUACGUAAUGCGCACUAUAAUGGUCACAGCUUGUGUGUUACUGGCUGUAGCUGUACCGACAAUUGGACCGUUCAUGGGUGUUAUCGGCGCUUUCUGUUUCUCAAUUCUCGGGUUAAUUGCCCCAGCAUUCAUUGAAAUUAUCACUUAUUGGAAUAUCGGUUUUGGACCUUACAAAUAUCUCAUUUGGAAAAAUGUAUUAGUUCUAAUUUUCGGGCUAUUUGCACUUGUUUUCGGUACCAAAGACGCUAUUAUAAGUAUAAUCAAGGUAUAUAGCGCGUAAUAAUGUAGCGCUUAAAAGUCGUAUGAUUUACUAUGUUUAAUUAAGUUUAGUUUAGCAAUUUAUUAAGUUAAUUUUAAAGUGAGACCAAUUUAGCGAUAACACGCUAUCUCAUCACGGUGUAUCAGCGCUGCUUUGAAAUGGUGCUUUUAUCUUUCUUUUUAUUAAUAAUAGAACAUUGGCCAGCGUUGAAACGUGUCUCUUAUAAUUAGAGCUUUCUAGCGUGUGUCGGCAUAAAUUUACAAAUGUGUGUUGUAUUUAAAAAUCGAUAGCAUUCCCAAAUUACGGUAUGAUAUAAAACAGUGUAUAUAGGAGAAUGGAAAAAGCUAUAGCUUUGUUAACACUAAAUAGUGAGUUAUGUUUGCCUUACAAUGUGCAAAUUAGAUCACGUUUGAUAAAAAUAAGAGAGUCAAUUACAAAAGAAAACUUUCGAUACAAUGACAAAAAUAUAUUUUGUUAAUAAUAAUUGUAUACAAAUAAAAAAAACUGUUUAAAUCUUUAUUUAAAUAAAAAAUAAAGAAAAUAUGAGUACAAAAGUCCAGUUAAAAACUUGUUACCUACCUUGUAAAAAUAUAAACGUUCUUAUACCUCUUAUUACCAUUGUACUUUUGUUUAUAGUUGGUAGCUUUAGUAAACAAUAUAAAUUCUCUUAAUAUAUUUUCAUUGCAUUUAAUUUUUUACUGUUUAACAAUAAAGUUUGGUGUUUUUAAUAUUUUAUGAAUAUUACAGUUGACAUGUGAUAUAGCAACAUAAAAUAUAUCAAAUGAGGCCUUGUAUCUUAUUCAAUACUACUUUGAAAUUACGAUUUUAUACAUUUUUGUAAAAACAUAAUAUUAAAGGAUACAACAUAACAAAGUCAUUAAAAUUGAGCUUUCAUGAUAAUCUUAAAAUAAAAGUUUACAAAAGAGGUUCGAAAAUUUUGGUGCCUUAUUGUCAAAGUAUUUUAAUUUAGUUUUAAUCGCGUAAACAUUUUAUAAUUAUACCAAGGUUUUGAAGCAUGUAUUAUAAACCUAAGUUAUUAUUUAUACUAUAACCGUUAAAGUUCCUAUAUGUAUAUGCUAUAUUCUAUCAUUAAUUUUGUUUUUAUAAUUAUUGGUAUAAGCUUUGAUUUUACUAUGCUAUUACAUUUUUUGUAUCAUAUAAAAAAUAUAUGUGUUUUUACAAUUACAGACUAGUUGACUUGUAA
Molecule: messenger RNA, 2648 nt
Organism: Melitaea cinxia (Glanville fritillary)
Lineage: Eukaryota; Metazoa; Arthropoda; Insecta; Lepidoptera; Nymphalidae
Gene: path
Product: proton-coupled amino acid transporter-like protein pathetic
Exons: 8
Coding region: 35-1465 (476 amino acids)
Biological process (GO): amino acid transmembrane transport
Cellular component (GO): vacuolar membrane
Molecular function (GO): amino acid transmembrane transporter activity
Source: RefSeq, a predicted model, not a curated record